UCCACAUCCGUCUUAAUUCAGAGCAUAUUGCCACUUUGUCAUUGUUCUCAUUGCUUAUGUAUUCCGUUCACUUGUUCUGAUAUCAAAGAUUGGCCCUGUUCGCAUCGCAAAACAAUCAGUGACUAUAUCAGGAGUUGUAGCAAGACCUCUUUUCUCACUAAACUUCAAUUAAUUACCAAAACAAAGGAUCACUUGCUUCAUCCCAAUUCCUGUUACAAUUACAGUAUGGCCUAUACGGACGAUGCUGUGAAAGCGAAGCUUUCUGCCCUCAAUGAGACCCAGGAGGGCAUUGUCACAGUUGCGCAAUGGGUUAUGUUCCACAGGCGACAUGCUGAGCGUACUGCGCAACUUUGGCUACAAAAACUUCGCGACUCCCCUGCGCCGAAGCGAUUGAAUCUGAUAUAUCUUGCAAACGAGGUUGCGCAACAAUCAAGAGCACGACGGAAAGAGGAUUUCUUGAUAGCAUUCUCACCAAUUAUCGCAGAGGCGACGGCUACUGCGUACAAAGGUGCUUCGAAUGACAUCCAGCAGAAGCUCCGGCGAGUAGUAGAGGUCUGGAGACAACGGGCGAUCUUUGAGCCACCGAUUCAGGAUGCAGUUGAAGCGCGCAUAGAUGAAAUUGAUAAAUCACGCUCCAUCGGUAAAAAGCCGCCUCUAGGCGGGUCACUCUUCUCGAGCUCGUCUGGCUCAACGCCUUCUGAGCUUCAGCCCCUUGUCCCACUACAAGUGGCUCUAUCAAAAGCUACGGUUUCCUCAGGUGCAUCCGCGACAACUGCUAAUGCUGAGUAUGAUAAGAUGCAUGACCCCAGUACCCCUUUACCGACACCUCCAGUACAUGCCGCGCGGCUCAGCCAGCUAUUGAAGGCACUUGCGAAUGCCGAGAGCUCUGUCUCUGAGGUAAUAAAAUCGCGAAUAGCACUCAUUGAUGGUCUUGAGAAACUUCUUGAGACCAAUCGCUCGGCGUUGGCGAAGGAGCAGUCUCUGGCUACUCAGCUAUCAGAAAGAAGAUCAGAGACUGAGGCGAAGAAACGCGAGGUGGAGGAUGGAAUUAUGAGAGGGCUAUCCGCUGAAAAUUCGCCAGCCGUCAAUCUUGGAGACCCCGAGGGAGAACCCGUCACCCGUCCAGAAGUUGAAGCUCUAACACCCCCUCCCGUGGAAGCUCUUACACCCGUUGGAUCGCCAAAACAUGAGCUGCAAGAGAUGGAUUUUGCUGCGCAAAACCAUACCCAAUCUCAUGCACCGACCGCGGGCUUCGCGUUGCCAGGCUUCGGGCUUACAGCAGAAACUGCUCAAAGCAGUCUUCUAGAUGACCCAAACGGGCUCCAUCCUAAGAAACGCAAGGUCGUUCAUGAGGAAGAGGACUAUGCUCAGUUUGCCAGUGGUGAUCUGGACGCCGAUGUCGCCGAGUUAUUGCAGCAAGAAAGCAGUCUUCCCAAGUAAGGUCUAUGUAUGUUAGUUGGCUCUCCGUGAAAAGCUUAGUUGGCCGGCCCUUUUCGAUGUCUUCUUCUCAUGGACCCCUCAUGGAGCUCUUUCCGGUGACCGUGUAUCUCUGAAAUGUCGAGAAUGGGGAGAAUAAGCAUGAGGUGUCAUGUC
Molecule: messenger RNA, 1593 nt
Organism: Aspergillus caelatus
Lineage: Eukaryota; Fungi; Ascomycota; Eurotiomycetes; Eurotiales; Aspergillaceae
Product: CTD-interacting domain-containing protein
Exons: 5
Coding region: 226-1440 (404 amino acids)
Biological process (GO): mRNA 3'-end processing
Cellular component (GO): RNA polymerase II, holoenzyme
Molecular function (GO): RNA polymerase II C-terminal domain binding
Source: RefSeq, a predicted model, not a curated record